AUGCUCCUCCUCGCUGCAUCCACCCCCGCAACCCGCCAGAAAUCAAAGUCCUACGCGACGGGCAUCGCUGCAGGCGCAGAAGACGAAAAGUACCAGGCAAAGUACAAGGAACUUAAAAGAAAAGUAAAAGAAAUAGAACUCGACAAUGACAAGCUGCAGUUCAAGGUUUUGCAGUCGAAAAGAGCGAUACAGCGCAUGAAGGUCGAGCGAGCGUCAGUAUUGCAACUCUUCUUAUCUAAACCCAUAUUCAACUCGUCAAUCUCUAUCAACAGUGUUCUCUAUGAACGUCUCUCCGUCGUACCACCCUCUCCAACCUUCCAUGAUCGUCAAGCUCUUCCGCCUUUGCACCCUGGCUCUAGAGGCUCUCCCCAUUCUCACCCCGCUGGCAUCCCUGGAUAUCACCAACACCGCGACCACCAGCCAGAUCACGAUGAUCAUGCUCUCCUUGAAUAUGUGCGCACCCAUCCCAACGUCCGCGUCGUCUCAGGUCCGGAUGGCCGCCCUGUCCCAGUAUCAGGCAUCCCCAUUGGACCCGGCGUAGCUCCCUCCCAUUCCACGUCAGCGUCUCAUGCCUCAAAACGCGCUUCUGCCACAGGCCAUGAUUCCUCUCGCCAGCUCCCACCCCUCUCCCAGGUCACUCCUAUCCAACAUUUGGAACCGCCGAGGAUACAUGGCCACUCGCAGUCCCACAGUCCCAGGCUAAACUCUCACGGAAACCACUCCCGUUCACGAUCCCAGUCCCACUCUCGAGGACAUCAAGGUCCGCCCCAGGGAUACCAUCCAGGGCAGCCGCAGCAGUACUCUCCCGAGUUACUGCCUCCUGUGCAGCAUGUUCUUCAAAGUCCUCCCAUUCCUGUUGAGAGAGAGCGCUCAAGGCGUCACGAAAUGCACGAUCGCGGCAGCAUGCACGGACAUGGCGACUCUCAUAGCCAUGGUGGAAGAUACCAAGUGCCUCAUGCUCACCCGUCCACUCCAUCAUCACAGUUGGCGUCACCCACAAUUACCCGAAGUUCCGCCCGCCUUCACAAUCACCAGCGCGUAGGUCCCGGUGCAAAC
Molecule: messenger RNA, 1056 nt
Organism: Serpula lacrymans var. lacrymans S7.9
Lineage: Eukaryota; Fungi; Basidiomycota; Agaricomycetes; Boletales; Serpulaceae
Exons: 2
Source: RefSeq, a predicted model, not a curated record